CCAGCUCAAAUUCCUGUGGACUCUGAGAGGAGCAUCACAGAGCAGGUCAGAGUGGAAAGGCAGAGGGAAGAGUGUGGACUCAAUGUACAGCUGAGACAAGCUGAGAAAGCUGUAACCAUGUGGAAGCAAGUAGCGGCGUUUUUGCUCCAGCUCUCCUUCAUCUCACAUCCUGGAAGCGCUCUGAGGAGAGGAGAUCUUUUCUCCUACGGGACCCAGAGUGGAGAUCGGACUCUGCCAGAAGGAGACGAUGAAACAUCUGAAGUGAUCUCACUGAGCAAAGCCAUGCGCUUCUACGACACCUCGUUCAACAAAUUAUAUGUGGCCACCAACGGCAUCAUCUCGCCUCAUGACCUUCCGAUGGAGAAGCAGUACGUUGAUGAUGGAUUCCCCACCGAAUUCCCUGUUAUUGCACCUUUUCUCGCCGACAUAGACACCAGUAAUGGAAACGGAGCCAUCUACUACCGCUUAACUGAGUCCCCCAGUGUCCUGAAUCGCAUCGCUUCCGAAGUCCAGAGAGGAUUCCCAGAAAGUCAGUUCACACCCACUCACGCGAUCAUCGCCACAUGGGAAAACGUAGCUGCUUACAAAGAGGUCACGCGCACCUCAGAGUCUUCCAGACAGGUUAACACAUUCCAGGCGGUGGUGGCUUAUGAUGAGGAGAACACCUACGCUCUUUACCUUUACCCGGAGGAUGGAUUGCAGUUCUUUGGAACGCGGCCUAAAGAGAUGUUUAAUGUGGAGAUUGAGCUGCCUGCGCGGGUCGGCUUCACCAGGGGAGAAGUCUUGUAUCUAUUCUUUUCACGCACCGAGGGACCUUAUUUCAGCCUCACCAGCAAUGAGCAGUCUGUCAAGAACUUGUACCAGACAGGUAACACUGGCGUGUCUGGCAUUUGGCUCUUCCACAUCGGAAACGCAUACUCCUUUGGCAACGUGAUUCCAGCUGGUCAUCAUGGCCUUCUACCCACCGCAUUCCCGAUGAAGACAACCAUUUUGUUACAAACCACCCCCGAGUUCCCUGUAGGAGAGUAUGAGACAGACAAUGAGCCUUUCAACGAGGAGCCAGAAUACAACAUCGAUCCAGAUUUCCCAAAUCCUGAUGCCACACAAUUCCCUCAGCUCGGCCACGGUGCCUCUAAGUUCAGUAGUUCAAACCAGGAAGCUGACUUACAUCUGUCCCAACUUGACCUCUACGAAGAUCACGGCACUCUGAGUCCAGACCCUCAGCCUACUCACCAUUCCCUUACAAAUUUUCAGAAAGAGGAAAUCAUCGAGUCUGUGGAUCCAGUCCCAGAGGCCACUCUUCUGGAAGCGUAUCCCAUUCACCCUGAUGGUCAUGUCAGGGUUAACGUGGAAGAAAAUGUGAACUUUGACUCUGGAGUGAUUCACUAUUCCACUGAAAACAAGGAGACGUGCAAUCGUUUCCAGCAGACCUGCAGCCAGAACGCUUACUGCGUCGAUUACCCAUCAGGCUACUGCUGCCACUGUCAUGCCGGUUUCUAUGGAAAUGGACGCCAUUGCCUUCCUGAUGGCGCUCCUCAGCGUGUGAAUGGAAAAGUCAACGGGAUGGUUACUGUGGGUUCGACCCCAGUGGGACUGGACAACAUCGACCUCCAUGUUUACAUCGUAGUGGGGGACGGUCGAGCAUACACAGCCAUCAGUGAAGUCCCAGAGCCUUUAGGGUGGUCUCUGAUGCCUGCCACACCCAUCGGUGGCCUUUUUGGGUGGCUCUUUGCACUCAAGCUUCCCAGCAGCUAUAAUGGUUUCAACAUCACUGGUGCCGAGUUUACUCGCCAUGCCGAUGUGACCUUUCACCCCGGCAACCAACGACUCACCAUUGUUCAGACCGCACGGGGGUUGGACAACCAGAACUACAUGAAUGUAGAAACUCAUCUGGAGGGCAGCGUUCCAUUCGUGCCCCCUGGUGCCAGCAUUCAGAUGGAGCCUUUUUCGGAAACCUAUCAGUAUUACCCAUCAUUGAUCACGUCCAACUCGAUACGGGAGUUUACGAUCGUGUCCGCUCAGAGUGGAGCUGAAAAGUUUACCUACCAUCUGAGACAGAACAUCACGUACAGGGACUGCAGGCACAUGCCGCAUGGCGGAGUCGAGACGCUGCAGCUCCAUGUUGAGCGAAUCUUUGCCAUGUACGUCAAAGAAGAGCGCGUCCUCAGAUACGCCAUCACCAACAAGAUCAGCCAUGUCGGAGCUUACAUCCCAGACCCUGUCCAGGAGAACCCAUGCUACAUAGGAAGCCAUGAUUGUGACACCACAGCACAGUGUGUGCCAGGAGAAGGGAAACUCUUUACCUGUGUAUGUGCUACUGGAUACACUGGAGAUGGACGCAACUGCUAUGAUGUGGACGAGUGUGCCGAAGGUCUGAGCUCCUGUGGGGGUCAUGCACAGUGUGUGAAUUUGCCAGGAAGUCACAGCUGCCAGUGCCAGAGCGGCUUUGAGUAUAGACAUGAGAGUCACACCUGUAUAGAUGUUGACGAGUGCCAAAGACCUCCGUGCCACCAUCAUGCUUCCUGCACCAACACUGCAGGCUCCUUCCAGUGCAGAUGUCAGCCUGGGUUCCACGGAGAUGGCUUCCAGUGUCACCCUCAGCAUAUUGAUGAAGGAAGACCUAAGACUCAGUGUGAGCAUCACAGAGACAGUGUACAGAGUGGAGUGGACGGUAUACCAAUGGUAGGAGCCUUUGUCCCACAGUGCGACGAGGAAGGUCGCUACAGGCCUCAGCAGUGCCAUGGUUCUACAGGACACUGCUGGUGUGUGGACAGUAGGGGGCAGGAGAGAGUGGAAACCCGCACCCCACCCGGUACCCCACCUGUCAACUGUGAAACUCCAGAACGUCCUAAGACUCAGUGUGAGCGGCACAAGGCCAGCGUUCAGGACAGAGGUGUGCCAGGUGCCUUUCUCCCCGAUUGUGAUGAGGAGGGACAAUACAGGUCUCAACAGUGCCACGGUUCUACAGGACACUGCUGGUGUGUGGACAGUAGUGGGCAGGAAAUAGCGGGUACCCGCACCCCACCUGGUUCCCCACCAACCAACUGUGAUGCGCCAGAACGUCCUAAGACGCAGUGUGAACAUCACAGAGAUAGCGUCCGGGGCGCAGCUGAUGGUUUACCGCUGACAGGAGCGUACGUCCCUCAGUGUGAUGAAGAAGGGAAAUAUAGACUUCAACAAUGCCACGGUUCAACAGGACACUGCUGGUGUGUGGACAGUAGUGGGCAGGAGAGAGCAGGCACCCGUACACCACCUGGUACCCAAAGUGUCAACUGUGAUGCUCCAGAACGUCCCAAGACACAAUGUGAGCAUCACAGAGAUAGCGUCCGGGGCAUAAAUGGAGGUUUACCGCUGACAGGAGCGUACAUCCCUCAGUGUGAUGAAGAGGGGAACUACAGGCCUCAACAAUGCCACGGUUCUACAGGUCACUGCUGGUGUGUGGACAGUAGUGGGCAGGAGAGAGCAGGCACCCGUACUCCACCUGGUACCCCAAGUGUCAACUGUGAUGCUCCAGAACCUCCUAAGACGCAGUGUGAACAUCACAGAGAUAGCGUCCGGGGUGCAGCUGAUGGUUUACCGCUGACAGGAGCGUACGUCCCUCAGUGUGAUGAAGUGGGGAACUACAGACUUCAACAAUGCCACGGUUCUACAGGACACUGCUGGUGUGUGGACAGUAGUGGGCAGGAGAGAGCAGGCUCCCGUACACCACCUGGUACCCCAAGUGUCAACUGUGAUGCUCCAGAACGUCCUAAGACUCAGUGUGAAGAGCACAGAGAUGGUCUGCAGGCUGGAGUGGAUGGUUUGUCAUUGGAAGGAGCCUUCAUUCCUCAGUGUGACGAAGAGGGACAUUACAAGUCAUUACAGUGCCAUGGCUCUACUGGACACUGCUGGUGUGUGGACAGUAGGGGGCAGGAGAGAGCGGGCACCCGGACACGACCUGGUACUCCACAUGCCAACUGUGAUGCUCCAGAACGUCCGAAGACUCAGUGUGAGCAGCACAGAGAAAGCGCGUACGGCAUAGCCAAUGUGGAUGGAUUACCUGUGCGGGGAGUCUUCGUCCCACAGUGUGAUGAGGAAGGUCAUUACAAGUCGUUACAGUGCCAUAGCUCUACAGGAUACUGCUGGUGUGUGAACAGUAGGGGGCAGGAGAGAGCAGGCACCCGUACACCGCCUGGUACAUCGCAUGCCAACUGUGACGCUCCAGAACGUCCUAAGACUCAGUGUGAAGAGCACAGAGAUGGUUUGCAGGCUGGAGUGGAUGGUUUGCCUGUGGUGGGAGCCUUCAUUCCUCAGUGUGACGAAGAGGGUCAGUACAAGUCAUUACAGUGCCAUGGCUCUACUGGACACUGCUGGUGUGUGGACAGUAGGGGGCAGGAGAGAGCAGGCACCCGGACACGACCUGGUACUCCCCAUGCCAACUGUGAUGCUCCAGAACGUCCUAAGACUCAGUGUGAAGAGCACAGAGAUGGUUUGCAGGCUGGAGUGGAUGGUUUGCCUGUGGUGGGAGCCUUCAUUCCUCAGUGUGACGAAGAGGGUCAGUACAAGUCAUUACAGUGCCAUGGCUCUACUGGACACUGCUGGUGUGUGGACAGUAGGGGGCAGGAGAGAGCAGGCACCCGGACACGACCUGGUACUCCCCAUGCCAACUGUGAUGCUCCAGAACGUCCGAAGACUCAGUGUGAGCAGCACAGAGAAAGCGCGUACGGCAAAGCCAAUGUGGAUGGAUUACCUGUGCGGGGAGUCUUCGUCCCACAGUGUGAUGAGGAAGGUCAUUACAAGUCGUUACAGUGCCAUAGCUCUACAGGAUACUGCUGGUGUGUGGACAGUAGGGGGCAGGAGAGAGCAGGCACCCGUACACCGCCUGGUACAUCGCAUGCCAACUGUGACGCUCCAGAACGUCCUAAGACUCAGUGUGAAGAGCACAGAGAUGGUUUGCAGGCUGGAGUGGAUGGUUUGCCUGUGGUGGGAGCCUUCAUUCCUCAGUGUGACGAAGAGGGUCAGUACAAGUCAUUACAGUGCCACGGCUCUACUGGACACUGCUGGUGUGUGGACAGUAGGGGGCAGGAGAGAGCGGGCACCCGGACACGACCUGGUACUCCCCAUGCCAACUGUGAUGCUCCAGAACGUCCGAAGACUCAGUGUGAGCAGCACAGAGAAAGCGCAUACGGCAUAGCCCAUGUGGAUGGAUUACCUGUGCGGGGAGUCUUCGUCCCACAGUGUGAUGAGGAAGGUCAUUACAAGUCGUUACAGUGCCAUAGCUCUACAGGAUACUGCUGGUGUGUGGACAGUAGGGGGCAGGAGAAAGCGGGCACCCGUACACCACCUGGUACAUCGCAUGCCAAUUGUGACGCUCCAGAACGUCCUAAGACUCAGUGUGAGCAGCACAGAGACAGCGCAUACGGCAGAGCGCAUGUGGAUGGUUUACCUGUGCGGGGAGCCUUCGUCCCUCAGUGUGAUGAAGAGGGCAGUUACAAGUCAUUACAGUGCCAUAGCUCUACAGGAUACUGUUGGUGUGUGGACAGUAGGGGGCAGGAGAGAGCAGGCACCCGUACACCACCUGGUACCCCACAUGCCAACUGUGACGCUACAGAACGUCCCAAGACUCAUUGUGAGCAGAACAGAGAGAGAGCACAGAGCCGAGUAGAUGGAAGUGUGGCAGGAGCCUUCAUCCCUCAGUGUGAAGAGGAUGGUCGUUACAAAAUGUUACAGUGCCAUGGCUCUACAGGACACUGCUGGUGUGUGGACAAUAGUGGGCAAGAGAUAGAGGGCACCCGAACCUUACCUGGUGCCCCAACUAGCAACUGUAAUGUUCCAGUGACUGCAGCCCCUGCGGCACGUCCUGAGACAGUAUGCGAGCGCUGGCGGGCCAGUCUAAUGGAGCACUACGGGGGGCGUCCAGGUCCAGAGCAUUUUCUUCCCAAGUGUGAUGCAUCGGGCGAGUUUACCCCAGUGCAGUGUUACGGCGAGACCAGUUACUGCUGGUGUGUGGACAAAGACGGCCGGGAAGUUCCCGGGACUCGCUCGCAUGACAAAGUCAAGCCUGCUUGUAUACCAACGGUCCCCCCGCCCACCAUGCAUCCAUUGCCCCGCCCAGAUGUGACUCCUCCGCCCUCAGGCACUACUUUGCUCUACGCGCAAGGGCAACAGAUCGGAGCGCUUCCUCUCAACGGCACACGCAUGGACAAGGAGAGAUCCUCAGUGCUCCUCUCCCUGCAUGGCUCCAUAGUAGUCGGUAUUGACUACGACUGUAGAGAGCGGAAGGUUUAUUGGACCGAUCUCGCUGGAAGAACGAUCAGCAGAGCUGGUCUGGAGCCUGGAUCCGAACCGGAGAUCCUCAUUAACACCGGACUCAUGAGCCCAGAGGGUUUAGCCGUUGACAUAGCUCGCAGGAGGAUGUUCUGGGUGGACAGCACGCCCGAUAAAAUCGAGACGGCCAAGCUGGACGGAAGCGACCGACGCGUUCUAUUCAACACCGACUUGGUUAAUCCGAGAGCCAUCAUCGUGGACUCUCUCUCAGGAACUCUGUACUGGACCGACUGGAACCGGGAAGCCCCCAAAAUUGAAAGCGCCACAGUGGAAGGGCAGAACAGGAGGGUGCUUGUGCGGGACGGCAUCGGGCUCCCUAACGCUCUGACGAUUGACUCCACAACACGUCGUAUCUGCUGGGCUGAUGCAGGAACGAAGCGUCUGGAAUGUAUCGCACCUGAUGGGACGGGACGCCGCGUGAUUCACAGCAACUUGAACUAUCCCUUCAGCAUGGUCUUUUACACCAAUCACUUCUACUUUACAGACUGGAGGAGGGACGGAGUCAUCGGUUUAAGUCGAGACUCGAGCCAUUUUACAGACGAGUAUCUGCCCGAUCAGCGUUCACAUCUGUACGGCAUCACUGUCGCCACAUCCAGCUGUUUAUAGGGGAGGACGUAAUAACAGAGCCACUGUUACAUAGUGCUAUCGUUUUGUCCUUUUUGGGAUGGGUUUUGGAAAACGAACACCUCUCUCAGCUGAUGCCAAAGCCACUGCGUCUUUAUAAACCCCCCCCCAACCCAAAGAAAAAAGGUCACAUUUCUCCAUGUUUAGUUUUGUACAUUUGUUUUAUACCUCAAUUCUCUCUACUGUAUUUUUGUAUGGGUUUUUUUUUUUAUAUAAAUAUAUUAUAGAAAGCCAAAGAGGCCCAAAUUAAAGUCAUGUUUUUGGUGCAGAAUGUUCGUGUGGAUAAAUCGGUUUACACACGUGAACACUAUUGGAGCCCUCGGUGCACAAUUCUUUUUUAUUUCUUUUUAUUUUUGCGGAACGGAAUUGAACGUAGCCGAUAUUUUUCUUCCCCUGCAGUUCCUUUUUGUAACCGUUUUUUUGUAAGAUGUGAUAUUUAUAACAAUAAAACGUGAUUCACAA
Molecule: messenger RNA, 7392 nt
Organism: Silurus meridionalis
Lineage: Eukaryota; Metazoa; Chordata; Actinopteri; Siluriformes; Siluridae
Gene: nid2a
Product: nidogen 2a (osteonidogen)
Exons: 33
Coding region: 118-6912 (2264 amino acids)
Biological process (GO): cell-matrix adhesion
Cellular component (GO): basement membrane
Molecular function (GO): calcium ion binding
Source: RefSeq, a predicted model, not a curated record